AAGUCAGGACAGGAGGCUUCUGCUGUCUUCUGCAACGCAACGAGGAGGAUGGUCUUUGUCCUACAUGUGAUUGUCAUGUCUUCAGCGUUUUUCAAUCCCAGUUUUGGCUUCAGCUCCCACUUUGAUACAGAUGGGGCUCCGUUGAGCGAGCUGUCUUGGCCUUCAUCCCUUGCAGUGGUAGCUGUCUCCUUCUCUGGCCUCUUCACCUUCGUCUUCCUCAUGCUGGCCUGCCUCUGCUGCAAGAAGGGCGACAUCGGCUUCAAGGAGUUUGAAAACAGUGAGGGAGAGGAGUACCAGGCAGAUCUCUCCCUGGCCUCGCCUUCCUCCCAGAAUGGCCCCGAGGUCUACAUCCUGCCCCUCACUGAGGUCUCCCUGCCUGUCUCCAAACAGCCUGGCAGAUCCAUCCAGCUGCUGAAAUCAUCAGACCUCGGCCGCCAUAGUCUACUCUAUCUAAAGGAGAUUGGACAUGGCUGGUUUGGCAAGGUUCUGCUGGGCGAGGUCAAUGCGGGCCUCAGCACCACCCAGGUGGUGGUAAAGGAGCUGAAGGCCAGUGCCAGUGUCCAGGAUCAGAUGCAGUUCCUGGAGGAGGUGCAGCCAUACCGAACCCUCCAGCACCCUGCCCUCCUGCAGUGCCUGGCACAGUGCUCAGAGGUCACUCCUUAUCUGCUGGUCAUGGAGUUUUGCCCUCUGGGUGAUCUGAAGAGCUACCUGCGCAGUUGUCGGGUAGCUGACUCCGAGACUCCUGACCCUUUGAUCCUCCAGCGAAUGGCGUGCGACAUUGCCUCAGGGCUUCUGCAACUCCACAAAUACAACUUCAUACACAGUGACCUGGCCUUGAGAAACUGCCUGCUAACUUCAGAAAUGUCAGUCAAGAUCGGAGACUAUGGCCUUUCUCACAGCCGAUACAAGGAUGACUAUUAUGUAACACAAGACCAGAUCUGGGUGCCCCUGCGCUGGAUUGCACCUGAGCUCAUAGACGAGGUCCACGGAAACCUGCUGGUCGUUGACCAAACAAAAUCCAGCAACAUAUGGUCAUUGGGGGUCACAAUGUGGGAGCUGUUUGAGCUGGGAAACCAGCCGUACAGACACUACUCUGACAGACAGGUGCUGACAUAUGCUGUGAAGGAACAGCAGCUCAAACUACCCAAACCCCUGCUCCAAUUCCCCCUGGCUGAGCGCUGGUAUGAGGUGAUGCAGUUCUGCUGGCUGCAGCAAGAGCUGAGACCCAGCAGUGAGGAAGUCCACCUUCUGGUCACAUACCUGUGUGCCAAAGGCUCCAGUGAUGCUGAGGAAGAUUUUGAACAACGUUGGAACACUUUGAGACCCAACCUGCUCGGCAGCACCUCUCACACAGCUACAUCCACAGCCCUAGUCCUGACCCCUACACCCGCCUCGACUGACCUCCCCAGUCCAGACCAAACUCCGGCGGUGGAGCUGGCCUCCUCUGCCUCGUCCUCCUUCCCCCUCCUGGAGCACUUCUCCGACAGCUUCCACUCUGACACAGGCGACGACCUGCUGACCGUCACGGAGACCAGCCAUGGUCUCAACUUUGAGUACAAGUGGGAGCAGGCCCGAGCUGAGCAGCCCUACUGCUCCUCUUCCACCAGCGGGGCACUGGGCCAGGGGAACCCAUAUUACCAGGACAUCUACUAUUCAAGUAAAGAAAGCACCUCAGGGGGCUGCAAGACUGACAGCCAGACCUCAGGCAUAUCUCCAUCCUAUUAUGAACCUGAACACCCGGGUGUGGUCCCAGUGUUGAGUGCACACAGCCCGUCGGUCAGCAGCGAGUACUACAUUCGCAUAGAGGAACCAGUAGAGUGUAACAUUGACCUGGAUGACAGCAAUGUGGACUACAGCCCAGAACUGGUGCCCAGCAGCAGCAGGUUGUCGUCCGAGAGUCAAACUGGUUCAUCCAUGGCACAGCCCAGUGCUUACUGGUCAACUGACAACAACAAAUCUACUGCCUAUGACUCUGAUUCAAGCCCCACUGUCCAACUCACCAUGGAGCCACUGCUGAGAAAGUCAUCCAGCACCAGCCCUGUAAAGCUAAGCCACUUGCACAACUGCUUCUCAUCCAGUCAGGACGACACAGUCUACUGCGAACAGUCAUCAGCGUACAAGGCACGACAGUCCGGUCUGACUGAACUGGAUACAUCGCCAGAGUCCAGAUCAAACCUUCUCCAUCCAGCGGGGCGUUUAGAAAACCCACGCAGUUUGUCACAAGCAGUCAGCAGCCCCAGCUUAGGGUUCUGCGAUCCCUACCUUGAAGCGAGUACAGGUCGGAGCACGGUUAAUGAAAGCUGCCAUACUAUUAUGGGUCCCCUCAGAAAGACACUACCCAUAGUGAACCACAUUAGCAUUGAUGUAGGAACUGACGACGGCCUGCUGGUGGGCCAGCAGAGAGGUAACGACAUUGAGGAUGACCUUUUCUCUGAGGGAGAGGCCACUAACUGGACCUCAAACCAUUCAGCAAACAAUAAUAGCCUGAGCUUUGAUGGCAGGCAGACAGGCAAUGGGCAUGACAUCUAUCUGGACCUUCCAUAUGCUGCUCACUCCAACACAACAGAAUUAUGGUCUUUAACCAAGGCCACCACCAGAACCUUCCACAGCUCCAGGUUUUGUGGCACCUCGGAGGCAGAAGGAGGAGACUCUGGUUGUAACGCUGCUAGCAAGCCCACUGACUUAGGUUCAUACAUUCACUUAUGGCACAAAGAAAGAGAGGAAGCUGCCACUCAAGCAGAAAGGAACUUAACUGCAGAUAAUCUAAGAAGUAUUGAUUCUCUUACCAGCUCAAGAGGUACAGAGGGAGGAAAAAUGGAGGGAAGAUAUGAGAAGCAAUUGUUGCAUAAUGGAGAGAGACUGUACUCUGAGCCUAAGAUGAUCCCCGAAGCAAGCUAUAUAAAGUCCCCAUCCACUUUAAAGGAGCCACAGACUGGUCAAACAGGAGCCUUUUCAGACAAGCAGAGAGGUAACAUAUGGGAGGGGGGUUCAACACGAAUCUCUGUUGGUCUAGGAGACAAGAGGCUAAACUAUCCAGAGACGUUAGAAAGUAGCAGAGCGUUGGACAGUGGAAUGGGGGUCAGAGACUCCAGCAUUAGCUUGGUUGAGCUUGGUGACUACAGUGAGGAUGAUGACGAUGACAUGACAGAUAUUACGUUGGGGAUCUUUGCCGACUUCAACCUGGACUUUGCUGAGAUAGAGGAGGAAGAGCUAAGCCCAUUGAAGCAUUCAGAGGGAACUUCUGACUCUGUCGACACACUUAACCUGUCCUCGUCGAUGGUAAGCUCCUGUGAUCAGGCCUUCAGCCCCGAUCCCUUCAAUACCCCUGUCCUACCCAAAUCCUUGGACAGUGGCUAUGACACGGAGAACAACGAAUCUCCAGAGUUUCUCUUCAAAGAGCUUGGAGAUCCCCGGGGUGGUGAUAGGAGCCCCAGGCUGGGAGGAGAACCUGAACUAGUUUUGCAGGUGGGUUUGGGCCAAGGGGUCUGCACUUCCAAAAGUACCUCCGAGCUACAGUUUAAGGGCCUGACUGAUAAGAACCCAUACAGGGAUUCAGCCUAUUUCUCCGACUACGAUGCUGAAAAUGAGAGGAGCCCUCGAGACGAAAGCAGUAAGUUCUUUGCAGGUUCAAGUCACCGUGACUUGAGCUCUGUAAGAGUUGACGAUCUCGUCAAAAGGCAAUUCAACCAGGGAUAUUUAACUAAUCUGAGGCACAUCCAACAUGCAAUGGUGAGCCUCUCAGAGGCUGAUGCUAGUUCACACCAUCCCCUGCCCACCCCUGGGUUGACAAUGCUGUCACCGUAUCCCCCACAGAUGGGCGGCUGCCUGACUAAAGAGUCUGCCCCUGCAGAUGAUGAUCUUGGGUUGGAGCACUCAGGAGAAGAACCUUCCUCCGAGCUUAGCUACUCCAUCGGAUCCGAAGCCUCUUCCACUGUCCAGGUGGCCUCGGGAAACCGCGAGGAGGGGAACAGAAGAGCAGAUGAUUAUUCCCCUGUCCAGUCUUUGCAUUCUGACUCCACCAUAACUGACUACAGAGAUGAGGCCCACAAAGAAAAGGAAAACAGCGAUGGAUCCACAGAGGAGGAGCUGCCCGAAUUCAAUCACAUCAAGGAAGAGACGGAGAACAGAAGGGAGGGUGUGAGAUUAAACGAUGAAGAUUUUGAGGACAUAGACGCGGGGGAAUGUGACUCACAGGACAGCUUAUGUGAAGAAUCCAACGGCCCCAUCAACCUGUCCUCUUCCUCGUCAUUGCUCGAGCUGUGCGGAGAAGACGUGAGAGCUCCGCUGGAGGAGGCGGAGGAUGAAGAUGACUCGGAUGACAGUGAAUCUGACGAAGAGUUGAGGACCUAUAACAUCCAAGAGGAAGACAGUGAGGAGAGUGAGGAUGAUUUCAGCACUGUGCCAGUGGUGGUCAGCGACUGCAGCAGGGCUCGACACCUCCGCAGCCUCCUGAAGAUGCCCACCCUGCUCACCCAGUCCUUCUGUGACGAGUUGGAGAGGAAGAAGAAAGCGGUGUCCUUUUUUGAUGAUGUCACGGUGUUCCUUUUUGACCAGGAAAGCCCCACGGGAGAGCUGGCUGACUACGCCUUCUCCACAGGAACAGAGUGCAGUGGACAGGAACCUUCAGAGGAAAGAAACACUGACCACCAGCUGCAAUCUGACCCUAAACUUGAAGCUCAAUCCUGUGAAUCGUUCUGUGUUCCCGACGAAUCAGCUGGGAACAACUCAGAAGAGGGUGGGGGAUAUGAAUGGGAAGAUGACCUCUCGUUCGAACCCCGCCCGUCCUCACCCGACACCAUCCCUGAGCCCAAGUCCCCACCAACAUCCACCUCCAACAGUCCUGAGGCUCCUAAACCUGCAGCUGUAGCACUUAACCGUUUUAUGGUCUCACGAUUCUCUAUCACACAUGUCUCCGACCCCCACAUGGGCUCAGUAACAGGGAACAGUGACAAUAGCCCAAACCAUUGAGUGCUCCACGGUCCUGACGGGAGGAGGAUGAGUCCUGGUCCUUCUCAACACGGAAAAGCAGUAUUAUUAUAUCUCAACGUUUUACAGAGUUUUAUUUUUUAUCAACGUUUGGGGCAUCUGACCCCGGUGCCCCUUUAUGAGACAGUGCCUCGUAUUGUAGUGAAAGACCCUUAAUGAUUUGAACCCUUUUAGUUUUAUUUUAUUUUGUCAAGAAAGAAAUGAGUGAGACAACCAAGACAGUUUUCAGAAAUAGAAAUCAUAUUAGUUCAACAUAAAGUAUACGACGGGAACUUCUUUGCUUGACGCAGCAUCGAUUUCUGUCGGUGACCUUACAGUAAAGGUAAUUUAAUUUAAAAGAAAAUAAAUAAAAGGAGAGACAAAAAUAAUUAAAUGACAGGCUUCAUAGCUGCUCCUCUCAUUGGCUGCCUUGGUCCCAUCCACUUACCAUUGAUCAGGCAUUUUUAAAGACUGUUACAGCUCCGAUUGUUGGAGCCACAGAACAAUCCUCCAUGAUUGUCGCAUAAGAAGCUAUUGUUCAUUUCCAAACACAAAAUCAGACCUUUUAACAGCCGUGGGUGGUGGUGGUGUUUUAAGAUGGAAGUGCUGAAACUUUUAAUUUGUCCCUUACUCCAAGUCCUAUCCUAAUCAUAUUGAUGGUGGAUUCAGUGUGCUAUGGCAAUGGGAACAUACUAAUACGAGGAAUACAAGGUGAUCCCUAAUUAUCACCACCACUCACUCUGGUUAAUGAUGACCUACAGUAUGUCUACAGUUACCAUAUCUGUCUGAAGCACUUUGUAUAGCCAUAUAUUUGUAGAAGUGAUGGCUCCGUUGCUCUUCAUCUCCCCCAACCUGGAAUGAAAUAUCUAAACAUGUGAGGUUCCGUAUUUGUGUCCAGUGCCAGCUAUAUGUUCACUUUAUUUUCUUGCAUAUUAGCUUCAUUUGUAUGACAUUCCAUCAGCAAUAGAGUGACACCAAAGGGAGCGGUGUGUCAACACAACUGAGCGGUGUCAUGUUAAUAUGCCAGUCCUAAAUGUUGAAUGUCAUCUUUAUGCAUCUUUUCUACGUCUACGUAUUGUCCAUAUUGUCCUACAUAAUGUAUUCUAUUGCAUUUGUGCGGAAUGCCUGGGUCUGGAGGUGUACAAAAAAAAAAAAAAACAUUCAAAAUAUGACAUAUCUCACAUAUUGUAUGAAUGUUUUAUCAACAUGUAGCAGGUAGCUUGACUUGAAUUACUACUGCUGUAUCGACGGCUCCCUCCCCCUCUCUAUCGUUCUGUAGCUCAAAGUGCCAAUUCAGUUUCCUCUCACCUUGCCUUUUAAGUUCCGCAAGAAGAGAAAACGUUGCUAGUAUUUUUGUACGAUUUGAAAAGAUGAAAUCCAGGAUUACAGUCUCUAAAAUUUGCCAAAGAGAUAUUACAAAGCCUAUUGGCUAAAGUGGCAGACACCUUUGGAGAAGGUGAGAUGGGUUGCUCUGUGCACCGGUAGUAACAUCAUUGCUGUUUCCACCCCCCCCCCCCCUCACCUCUCACUCAUUGCUAUUGUACUAUCCCAAACAAAUAAAUCCAAAUACUUUUUUCCCUU
Molecule: messenger RNA, 6546 nt
Organism: Cottoperca gobio
Lineage: Eukaryota; Metazoa; Chordata; Actinopteri; Perciformes; Bovichtidae
Gene: lmtka
Product: apoptosis-associated tyrosine kinase a
Biological process (GO): brain development; peptidyl-tyrosine autophosphorylation
Molecular function (GO): ATP binding; protein tyrosine kinase activity
Source: RefSeq, a predicted model, not a curated record